Messenger RNA from Besnoitia besnoiti, 573 nucleotides. Its product is annotated as dense granule protein GRA1. The record is from RefSeq and is a predicted model, not a curated record. Bases 1 to 573 code for a protein of 190 amino acids. The transcript has 2 exons. NCBI's taxonomy places the organism in Eukaryota, Apicomplexa, Conoidasida, Eucoccidiorida, Sarcocystidae.
AUGGUUCGAGUGUCUACUCUUGUGGGGGCAGCCGCUUCCGUGGUUCUUUGCCUGUCUGCGGGCGCGUACGCAGCCGGCGGUGAAGACAGUCCAGCUCAAAGAUUCGACCCUUCAACUCUCCUCGGACCUCUAGGGAGCAGCGAGGGAGAGGAGUUUGCAAUUGGGAAGUCGGUUGAGUUUGACCUGCUGGGCACGCGGUACACGGUGACUAGGUCCCCUGAGUCUCCUGACGUACUAACUAUCACGGCUCGAGCACCUGAUGGCACGGUGAGCGAUGUCGGCUCAGUGAGCCUAGCAGAAGUUGUGGAUACUCUUCAUCACAUGCGCAGAGACGAGCAGAUUUUGACAGCGGCGUUGAGGAAGGGAGAGACUCUCGAGCAGGCCAUAGGAGACGUUGCAGAAGCAGAGGGAUUUACUCCUGAAGAAACUACGCAAUUGGAAGAGGCAGCCGCCGCUGCGCUAACUAUCGGCAGAGACGAGGCACAAGUUCUUUUGGACGCGGAAAAGUUGGAGGAGGAUAGACAAAAGCUUGCGGAAGAUAUCAAGUUUCUCCGGGGGGGCAGUAAUGAAUGA